Messenger RNA from Vollenhovia emeryi, 1516 nucleotides. RefSeq names its product charged multivesicular body protein 3 (gene Vps24). Gene Ontology annotation, biological process: late endosome to vacuole transport; endosome transport via multivesicular body sorting pathway; protein transport. Gene Ontology annotation, cellular component: multivesicular body; ESCRT III complex. The record is from RefSeq and is a predicted model, not a curated record. The transcript has 4 exons. Bases 110 to 766 code for a protein of 218 amino acids. Lineage: Eukaryota; Metazoa; Arthropoda; Insecta; Hymenoptera; Formicidae.
CAUAUAAGCUACCUGCAACAUAACCUUGAAGAGUCGAUGAGUAAGAAGGUUAUGUCAGGUUAUGCUUAGAUACCGAAUGCUUUGACGUUUCUGUCGACCCGAUUUGGAUAUGGGCUUGUUUGGAAAGUCGCAAGAGAAGAAUCCUAAAGAAAUGGUUCAAGAGUGGACUCACAAAUUGAGGAAGGAAGGUUAUCAGCUUGACAGACAGGUUAGAGCAAUUCAGAGAGAAGAAGAGAAAGUUAAACGUUCCCUGAAGGAAGCGGCGAAGAAAGGGGAUAAAGAUGUGUGCAAAAUUCUCGCGAAGGAGAUCAUAAGGGCUCGUAAAGCCUGCAAUAAGAUUUACACAUCCAAAGCGCACUUAAAUUCCGUCUCGUUGCAAAUGAAAAAUCAGUUGGCGACGAUCAGAGUUGCUGGUUCAGUUUCUAAAUCUACAGAAGUGAUGCAAGCAAUGCAGUCUUUAGUGAGAGUACCAGAGGUGGCUGCAACCAUGAGAGAAAUGUCAAAGGAGAUGAUGAAGGCAGGUAUAAUCGAGGAGAUGUUAGACGAAACGAUGGAUUCUAUUGAAGAUUCUGAGGACAUGGAGGAUGAAGCUGAUGAAGAAGUCGAUAAGAUUUUAUGGGAGGUGACAGCUGGCCAAUUGGGUACAGCACCCGCAGUUGUCACAGAAAAUCCUGGGAUUCCGUCUACCUCUGCAGAAGAGGAAACGGAAGACGAUGACAAAGAAUUUGAAGAGAUGAAGAACCGAUUGCAAAGUCUUCGCAGUUAGAUGAAUAAUUACAAAUGAUUGGAGAAUAUUUAUAUUAUACAAAUGUCAGGGAAAUAAGUAUCUUAAUAAUAACAUUUACUAAAUAAAUAACACAAAUUAUAAAUAGUAGCACUUGCCUAUUUAUCAUGUUUUGCUAUUUAAUGUAAAUAUUGUAUUAUCAUAUUGUAGGUACUGUCGCUUUGUAGAGCAAGCAUUGUAAGCACUGUAUAUUUUUACAUUAAUUAUUCAAUAAUAAUUUUCUUUAUACUUACAAUUAUUAAUUAUUAUAGAGACAGAUUACGUAGGUUAAAUUUAGACUAAAAGUUAAUCAUAUAAUAAAAUUAUUACAAAUUUGAAAAAUCAAAAUUAAGAAAAUCACACGGAUAAUUGAAAUUAAACUUUCAGGUAAUCUUUAACUUUUCUCAUUUUUCAUAUGUUCUUGUCAUAUGUUUACAGUUAUUUAUACAUUUAAUAAGAAAGAGUUUUUUUUAGGAGAAACUUUAUAGAAUUUGGAUUCUAAUAUAUUAUCUUUUUCCAGUUUGUAAUUUAUUUUAAUGUUUGCUUAUUUACAUUUUCAAGUUAUAUGAAAUAAAAGAAGCUUACAGCUGUAGCAAAGCAAAAUCAAACCAUAUAGUAUUGAUGAUUAUUAAUUACUGUUAAUUAAUUAGACAAUUUGAAAUAUAGUGUUGAAAUGUGUGUCAACAACGUUAUAGUGAAAGAAAUAUUUUGUUGAAUAUUGUUAAUGAAUAAAUUAUAAUAAUAUUAUUGUAA